Messenger RNA from Corticium candelabrum, 576 nucleotides. RefSeq lists its product as uncharacterized. The transcript has a single exon. NCBI's taxonomy places the organism in Eukaryota, Metazoa, Porifera, Homoscleromorpha, Homosclerophorida, Plakinidae. The record is from RefSeq and is a predicted model, not a curated record. Gene Ontology annotation, cellular component: intracellular membrane-bounded organelle; membrane coat. The coding region runs from base 15 to 452 and encodes 145 amino acids. Gene Ontology annotation, biological process: intracellular protein transport; vesicle-mediated transport.
ACAACCUGAAACAAAUGGGUUUAAAAUUCUUUCUUCUUGUCAACAAGCAAGGGCAGACGAGACUUUCUCAGUACUAUGAGUACGUUGAAAUAGAGGAGAGAGUUGGCAUGGAGGCGGAGAUCAUUCGCAAAUGUCUCGCCAGAGCAGAUAAUCAAUGUUCAUUUAUGGAGUAUAGAAACUUCAAAGUCAUCUACAGGAGGUACGCAUCUCUCUACUUCAUUAUCGGUGCUGACAGCGAUGAGAAUGAACUGAGCAUAUUGGAGUUCAUACACAACGUUGUGGAGACGUUUGAUCUCUACUUUGAGAAUGUUUGUGAACUGGAUCUUAUGUUUCACUUGGAUAAAGCUCAUAUGAUUCUGGAUGAAAUGGUUACAAAUGGACAGAUCAGUGAAACUAAUAGAACUCGUAUUUUAGCUCCUACUUCUGUUAUAGAAAAAAAUCAGGGGAAGUAGGUAGAAAUAAAAUGUAAUUAUUGACACUUUGAGUCAUUUAAUGUUGAUGAUUGUCUUUUCUAUUACGCACAGCGGUUACAAGUCAUGUAGACAAAACAUGAUAUUGAAAUAUUUCUGUCUUCUA